CUUUCUGAGCGCGUCUCAAGCCUCCCACGCGACUUCACAUCACUGAACAUGCGUGGCUUGUCUCUAAUUACCACAAGUUAAGAAUUAAACUCCACUUUGAGCUCUCAACAAGUUUCUCAACUGCGGCUGUUAUGAAGGAAAAAGCGACCAGUUGAUUCCAGCGCGUGAAGCCGCGCGCGUGUUGCAGGUGUUAAUUGUAGAGAUUAUUAGCGUCCUCGUCGGUGGAGAGGAUGUCGUUGCAGGCGGCGAACGGGAGCGUGCUGGGCUGUGGGGAGCAGGGGAACCUCAGCGUGGAAGUUGGCGAGUAUAACAUGAGCUGCACGAACAGCUCCGACCUCCCCAGACCCGCUACCAGAGCCCGAGAGAUGGACUCAUUUCGUAUCCUACUAUACUCACUCAUCUUCCUGCUCAGCGUCUUUGGUAACCUGCUGAUCAUCGCGGUCCUGAUGCUGAACAAGCGCAUGCGAACCGUCACCAACUCCUUCCUGCUGUCGUUGGCAGUCAGCGACCUGAUGAUGGCCAUCUUCUGUAUGCCCUUCACACUCAUUCCCAACAUCCUGGAGGAUUUCAUCUUUGGAGCCACAAUGUGCAGGAAUGUUGCCUAUGUAAUGGGAGUCUCUGUAAGCAUCUCUACCUUCAGCCUGGUGGCCAUUGCCAUCGAGAGGUACAGCGCCAUCUGCAACCCACUGAAGUCCCGCGCAUGGCAAACUCGUUCCCACGCCUACCGCGUCAUAGCUGCUACCUGGGUGGUGUCACUGCUAAUCAUGGUGCCCUAUCCGGUCUUUAGUGUCCUCAAACCAUUCCCAAAGACCAACGAUACCAUGGGUCACAUGUGCCGCCUGGACUGGCCCAGUCAGCAAGCUGAGCAGACGUGGUACGUGCUGCUGCUGUUCACUCUGUUCUUCAUCCCAGGAAUGGUGAUGAUCAUAGCCUAUGGCUUGAUCUCCAGAGAGCUGUACCGAGGCAUCCAGUUUGAGCUGAGCCAGAACAAAGAGAUCCAAUGUCAGAAAAAUGGUGUUGGACAGGUUAUGGCCGGGUCAAACGAUGACGAUGAUGAUGAUGGCUGCCACAUCCAGGUGCCGAAAAAGCCCCCCUUUGCUGUAGAGCUUCCCACCCUUUCUGCCUCAUCCAGCGCCAUCCGGGCCAAGACUGAGCGUGCACGUAGCAACACGUCCGAGGCCAAGCUCCAGGCCAAGAGGCGAGUAAUCCGCAUGUUGAUGGUGAUUGUAGCCCUCUUCUUCAUCUGCUGGAUGCCCGUGUACUCAGCCAACACCUGGAAGGCCUUUGACCCCAAUUCCGCCUCCAGAGCCCUUUCAGGAGCUCCCAUUUCCUUCAUCCAUUUGCUGUCCUACACUUCAGCCUGCGUCAACCCCAUCAUUUACUGCUUCAUGAACACUCGUUUCCGCAAGGCCCUGCUGUCCACCUUCGCCUGCUGCUGUCGAAGCCGUCUCUGCCGCCGGUGCUGGUGGCACAGGAGAGAGGGAGAAGACGGCAUCAACGCCACAUCCAUGGCUACAUCGAUGGUGACCUCCAUGUCCAAGUUUAGCUACACCACGGUCAGCACCGCGGGUACCUGCUGAGCCUCAAGCAGAGUCAGUGGUUGCAUCCAUGGCGGUCAGAAACUGUUCAUGUGUGUACCAUCCUCAUUUUCAAUCUUCUGUAUGUCACUCUUCAUCUUAAACUCUGAGUCAUGCGCUGAGUAAUAUUCAUGUCCUCAUUUUAAGGCCUUUUUCAAAGGUCUUAAAUUUUGUGCAUGAUUGAAGAAAGGAAGGCGAAGAAAACGGUGUUUCAGUUUGGUGACAUUCUCUUACCUCUUCUUUUACUGGCAGCAACCGCUCUACUGCAUCCUGAACGAGAGAACAUCAAGUGCCUGUGCUUCUUGUGUAGCUUUGUUUGUCAAGAUUCUUUGUUUAAUUACUGGGAUGGACAUUCUUGUGUUAACUUACGCUGGAAAUAUGAAUCCUGUGUAAAUAUAUGCUGUCUUUAUGUUGUAAGUGUGUAAAUAGGACAUGUUCUGAUGGAUAUGUACUGUUAAACAUUGAUGACAAAAACAGGACUAAUUUCUAUUCAGCUCCUCCUCUGUCUGCAUCAAAAUGAUAUUAUUGAUCUUGUAAAGAAGAAAAAAGACCCUUCGUCAUUUCCAUGCUUUUGUGUAUCAUGACAUAAAAGUCCUCUGGUUUUACCUGGUCUUAAUGGGGUAUAAACAACCACAGAUGAACAACACAUAAUUACAUUUGUGUCAUUAUUAAACAAAAGUAAAACCAAAAUACAGAAGCAGUGAAUGAUAAACUAAGUCGACCCUUACUGCUUCCACUGGAAUUAAGAGAGAAUUAAGAGAGAAGUAGCAGCCAGGUGCAAGUAUUCAAAAUGGGAUCUGUUAAAUAUUUUAGCUGUUAAUUGGUCUGGAGCAUUCAGGUGUGUGAACACAAUGAGAAGGAACACUUGGAAAAGAUAACUAAACAUUGAUAUCAUUCUUGAAGGUUGGUAGGCCAUGUUAUGAGAAUAAGGUUAUAAGGUCAUUUCCAAACUAUCUGGUGUCCAUCAUUCUACAGAGAGAAAGACUGCUUACAAGUGGAAAACAUUUGAGAUGGAUGUCAAGCUUCCUUGGAGUGGGCGUCUCAGCAGGUUCAGCCCAGGAUCAGACUGUGCAGUGCUCAGAGAGACUGUAAAUAACCCAAGAGCUACAUCUAAAGGCCUAUUUAUGCUGCCUCAUAUAUGUAUUAGGUACAUCUGUUUCAAGCAUUUUUGUCGCCCUUCAUUCUUUUAUGUUGCCAUGGAUAUGUAGUCACCAGUGCAGAGUUCCCUCCUACAUUCUGACGUCCAUUUCGAACACCAGCUGGUGCCUGUAAUGCAGCGCUAUAAAGUUAUUUGCAACCGCCUAACACGCUCACAUAGCCUUCCUUCAAAAGCUCUAGCCGUCUCUAUAGUUUUCCUUGUCGUUGUCGUCGUUGUCUUCUUCUUCUGCCUGCUGUUCUUCUUCUCUGGUUUGUGCAGCUCGCUGGUCGCAUGUUAGUUAUACAGCUCAACACUGACCCCUUGGUUUCCAGUGGUAUUGUUCUAUUUGCAGCAUCAAGCAAUGAUGCGCCGACCUGAAAACUCACCAACAACCGACAAAAGCGUCCGUCCGUCUGUCCGUCUUCUGCGUCACGCUUAAAUGGGCCUUUAGACUCUCCAGGCCUCAGUUAGCAUGGUAAACAUUAAAGCAACACAACUGAUUUCCAGACUUUUGUGCCUCCUAACGCCGGCUAAUUCAGCAUCCAUCUUGCAUCCUGUCUCUUUUCUGAGCAUCCACCAGCCAGUAAAAGUCAGUCCAAUCUUGACUCUUGUCUUAUCUCUUGCCUUUGUCACUUUUUCUCUACCUUUUCCUCUCUUCCUCCUAUAAUGUCCUCUUGGGUUUCUUUGCUGAGUCAGCCACGGUGCACAUUAAACAAAACAGCUGGUAUGUUGAUAUCCAGUUGCUGGCGUUUGCUGUAGUGUUGUAAAGUCAAAAUGCAGCUUUCACAUGAUGCUCUGUGCAAAAAAAAAAGAAAUAGGCAUAAAGAAUGUCAAUGUGCCAUCAAAACAAAUUAGAAGCACAGAGCUUUAAGGUUGGAAACUAAUGUAGUGUUGCUUUAAAGUUUAUGACAGAGAAAGCCUCUCUCUCAUGGAAGAACAUGGCAGCACAACUUAGGUUUGCUGCAUCUGAACAAACCACACAAUUUAUUGAACAAAUGUCCUUUGGACAGACCAAAGUGCAGAUGUUUGGUUAGAAUGUACAGCAGCACAGCUUGUCAGCAAAAACGCCUCAUAGCAACUGUCAAACACGGUGGUGGAGGGCUGAUGAUCUGGGCAGGAUCUGGACACCUUGCAGUUAGAGUGGACCAUGAACUUCUCUGGAUACUAAAGUAUCCUAGAGUCAAAUGUGAGGCCAUUGAGUUGUCUAAGCUAAAACAACAGGACAAAAAAAGAACCAAGAACCAAAAUCUCAGUUAUCUCAGCUGAACUACUGAAUCAUGGGGUUUGCUUAGUUCUUCACACUCAGUUUUUACACUUUGCUUUUUGUUAAAUAAUGACAACACAUAAAAUGUAAUAUGUAAUAUGUACUGGGAAAAGUGGAUCAUUAUAAUUAAGCAUGAAGCAUACCAAUGAAAGUAAAUGUAAAAUUCUGCAUAAUAUGGAAAGUGUGUGUAGGUGUCCAUACUUCUCUAUACAAGUGGUUGUUCAGUGUUGUAUUGUGUGUGUACUCAAGUUGUUCUGUCCACAAGUAAAAAAAUAAAAAGAAAGUAAUAUAAAAAAAAACAA
This is a messenger RNA of Melanotaenia boesemani (Boeseman's rainbowfish), 4281 nucleotides long. RefSeq names its product cholecystokinin B receptor a (gene cckbra). Gene Ontology annotation, cellular component: membrane. NCBI's taxonomy places the organism in Eukaryota, Metazoa, Chordata, Actinopteri, Atheriniformes, Melanotaeniidae. The transcript is spliced from 5 exons. The record is from RefSeq and is a predicted model, not a curated record. The coding region runs from base 231 to 1580 and encodes 449 amino acids. Gene Ontology annotation, biological process: neuropeptide signaling pathway. Gene Ontology annotation, molecular function: neuropeptide receptor activity; cholecystokinin receptor activity; gastrin receptor activity.